CGUAUUUAUCUACCAAACAUUCAAAUUAGAAUGAUGAGAAAUCAUACUCCUUCAGGAGAACCAUACGAUCCAUUCAUUGCGACUUUUCGUAUUCCACCUUCAAUGACAAAAACAGAUCUUCGUUCUUAUCUCAUGGCAGUAUAUAAUCUCCCAGUAACUUUUAUACGUACGGAUUUAUAUUCUGCUCCAGUGACUAGGAUAUGGCCUGGAAAAAUAGUAAAAGGAGGUGGUAGUAAGAAGAAUUAUAAACGUGCAAUAGUUGGUUUGUUGGAACCUUUUCAUUAUCCU
Messenger RNA from Tremella mesenterica DSM 1558, 288 nucleotides. RefSeq lists its product as uncharacterized. The record is from RefSeq and is a predicted model, not a curated record. Gene Ontology annotation, biological process: mitochondrial translation. Lineage: Eukaryota; Fungi; Basidiomycota; Tremellomycetes; Tremellales; Tremellaceae. Gene Ontology annotation, molecular function: structural constituent of ribosome. The transcript has a single exon. Gene Ontology annotation, cellular component: ribosome; mitochondrial large ribosomal subunit. The annotation marks the transcript as partial.